This is a messenger RNA of Lytechinus variegatus (green sea urchin), 3791 nucleotides long. RefSeq names its product origin recognition complex subunit 3-like. The record is from RefSeq and is a predicted model, not a curated record. Gene Ontology annotation, biological process: DNA replication; DNA replication initiation. The transcript is spliced from 18 exons. Gene Ontology annotation, cellular component: nuclear pre-replicative complex; DNA replication preinitiation complex; nuclear origin of replication recognition complex. NCBI's taxonomy places the organism in Eukaryota, Metazoa, Echinodermata, Echinoidea, Temnopleuroida, Toxopneustidae. The coding region runs from base 44 to 2299 and encodes 751 amino acids. Gene Ontology annotation, molecular function: DNA replication origin binding.
ACUAAAAGGCGCAUUUCCGUGAGGCUAGCAAAACAAUCUCGAAAUGGCAGACUACGAUUCCACGUGUGGGGCUACAACUUCAGUUUCAAAGGGAUGUUUCGUGUUCAAGUCCAAGAAGAGACGUCAGCCUCUCUAUCCCGGAGAUUAUUUCAUACCUGAAAGCAAAGCUGAAAGCAGUAAUGAUUGUAAGCUGAGAUUUGAGACUGGAGAUGCCCAGUGGGAGCUUAUCAAUGAUGAUAUUGAGACUUUACAGGCCGAGAUCAACAAAACACUUUUUGAUGAUCUUCUAAACUUCAUCAAGAAUGCUCAGGCAGGAUUCAAGAUGGAUGAGGAUCAGGGAUCAAGUAGGUCCAGGCCUAAGCUAAAGGAGAUCCCAACUGCGGCAUUUGUAACAGGGGUGAAUGUGACCGACCAUCAUGAUGUCUUUACCAAGCUAACAUCAGUCUUCCAAGAGAGAGUGAGCCCUCAUGUGGUCAGUCUAGUGUCCAGAGAUUGCGCAACAUUGAAAGGCCUGAUGGGAAUGGUGGUGUCACAGCUCAUGGGUAUAGAAUAUCUGGCUUCUGAAGAUGAAGAAACCAAACCAGAAGUAAAUCUGAAGAAGGUCCCCUGUACAUUUCCUGUACUACAGUCAUGGUAUCACGACAGUGUAAAGAAAAGAAAGUUACCAGGUGCCACUGCAACGUUCAAAUCGCCUCGUAGAUCAAGGAAACGAAAGUCAAUGACAGGACUGGUCUCGUAUCCUGAGUAUCCUCCUAUCAUCAUCAUCCUUGAAGACUUUGAAGGAUUCAAGCCUGUGGUCAUACAGGAUUUCAUUCAUAUCUGCAGUCAAUAUUUAGAGAAGCUCCCUCUGGUGUUGACCUUUGGUAUAGCUACAUCAGUGACAGUGAUCCAUCGUCUGCUACCUCAGUCUGUAUCAUCAUGUUUGAGUAUUGAGAAAUUCCAGGCUCAACCAUCCUCAACCUACCUCUCACAGGUCAUUGAUAAGGUGUUGUUGACUGCCAAGCAUCCAUUCAAGCUAGGGUCAAAGGUCUUUCAGCUCUUACUAGAUCUCUUCCUAUAUCAUGAUUUCUCUGUUAUGAACUUUGUUCAAGGUUUGCAGUAUACAGUUUUAGAUCAUUAUUUCUCCCAGCCACUGAGCAUCUUAUGCUGUCGCUAUGGCGAUGCUAUCAACAGAACUCGAAACCUAUCACAUGAUCAGUUAGAGCUCUUCAGACAGGCCUCAUCUUUCAGGAGGUAUGUUGAUGGUCGACCUGUUAGUGACCAAAGAGCUCUUCUCUUAGAUGAUAAACAUAUGAAGAAAACCCUUCAAGAGCUUCUGAAGAGAAUGAAUGAGUACCACAAAGCCUUUUUCCCUGUAGUGGAAUGUCUUCACAUCCUGUCUGAGGGACUGCCUUAUCAUCCUCUGGGCAAACAGAUGAGAGAGCUCUUUGCCAUGGCAACAGAUGAGAAUAUCUUUGAAACAGAUGGAUAUCGAGAAGCUUUCAAAUUUUUGAAAAUGCUGGCUCGAGAUGAAUUGAUCAAUAAGAUGACAAUGUGUGAAGAAGUUUUGUCAACCUGUGAUGGUUUACAAGAAGAGAGAUUUCAAUUAGAAACACUGCAAGCAAAGAUGGAGACACUAGGAGAUAAUUGUAACUUGCCUGUUGAGAUAGACAGUACAGAGGAUGAGGGUGAUGCGGCUGGUGUAGAAAGCAGGAAGCAGAAUGGACAGGACACAGAGGGCGGUAGAGGGGCAAAGGAAAAGACAACGCUUCAUACAUUACAACAGAAGUUAAUGAGUAGUGCUAAGAAGAAGAAGAAGAUGACACGAUAUGAAAUACUCAGGAACGAAAUACUGGACUUCUUUGAUUCAUUAUUCAGCAAGUAUCUACUAUGUCCCAAGACCCUACCUCUUCAUGAAGUGUUCUAUUAUAACAAUGUAUCAGAGAUCAGACAGCGUCUCAAUGCACCGCCAAGGUCAGCAAUACAGACGGCACUCAGUAACCCAAACUACUAUCUACAGAAUCCUGAUUGUGAGACGUUAGAUGAAGGUAUCACCAGUUCACUACCUGAUGUGUGUAUCGUAUACAAACUCCAUCUUGAAUGUGGAAGGCUAGUUAAUCUUUAUGACUGGUUGCAGGCUUUCAUCACAGUGAUCCAAGGUGAAUGCGACACAGGCAAUGAUGAUACAUCCAAGAAACCUGAUUCAGUAUUACAAGCACGUUUCAUCCGAGCCGUCUCUGAACUUCAAUUUCUAGGCUUCAUCAAACCCACCAGGAAAAAGACAGAUCAUGUUGCUAGGCUAACCUGGGGCGGUUGCUAAGACGGUGAAUGCUGUCUCCUCUCAAAUGUUUCAUCUUAUUUGUCUCUAAGCUUUAAUUUAUUGGAUUCAUUAAACCGGAAGACCAGGAAGAGACAAAUCAUGUUCUUAGGCUCACAUGUUUUUUUUUGCUAGGCUGACGACUAUCUUUAAAUGUUUCAUCUGUUCUGUCUCUGAGCUUCAAUUUCUUGGUUUAGACUUAUCAUGGGAAAAAGGCACAUGACACUUUGCCCUUAAAGAUAAUGGACUUUAUGGUGAUGAUGAUGACAAAAUGUGGAAGUGUAUUACAUUUGUCAUUCAUAUUUUAUUUAUAUUCAUUGUUCAUAUUCUUUUGUGGAAUUCAUUUCCACUUGAUACCAAAGUACUUUUUUUGAUACAUUAAAAUUAGAUGUUAUACUGUCAUGAAAAGGAAUACUGAAUUCUAUGAAAAUAAUAUUGAAAAAAAUGAUUAUGCAAAUGUUGAUUUUUGCUUGUCCAUAGUUUUGAUACUUUAAGUAAAUAUAUUCAAAGUACUAUGAUAUUGUUACAUUUAUUAUGAUUACCAUGGACUUUAGAAUCUCUAAGCUGACGAAUCCUCUUCUACCACGCAGGGCAUGUUUAGUGACAAAAAAAAAAUUGCAACUGAAUCCCAGCCCGCAAACCAUGGGGGAACUUGUGUAAUCGCGGAAGAAGUCAAGGCCCAUUGAAACCACACAGCAACAUCCAGAAAUCUGAGGUAUAAAUUUCCUAUGUAUGCAUUGCAUGUCAAAUUCAUUAUGUGGCAAGUACCUGGUAGUUCCCAGACACCCUGGGGUCAGAGUUACAAUUGAAAAGUGCAUCAUGAAAUAAGCUUUUGAGACCAAAGUUGAUAGAAGCAUGUUGCUGUCUUCCCCACCUCGAUGCACUACAUCAUUAAAUAUGAAGGGGAAGGGGUGUUACAUUAUUUUACUGGACAAACAAUUAUCUCUGCAACCGACAUGGUGGCGUGAAAACUACACUCUUCUUCUUCAACGUGGAAACCUUCACAAGUUCCAUAAUAGGUCUUCUCCGAAAAGCAUCUAUGAUAAUUAACGGGUGCAUUGUCAAAUAUUAAUGAUGAUGAUGAUGAAGAUGAUCAUAAUGAAGAUGGUGAUGAUGAUGAUGAAGAUGGUGGUGAAGAUGGUGUGAUGAUGAGGAAGAUGACGAUUAGGAAGUUGAUAAUACUGUUGCUUAUUGUGAUAAAUUUCUGGUUUCAUGAGAAACAUUCAUAUUCGUUCUUCAAUAAUUCUUUCCUUUUAUAUCAAAGUACACAAUUUCAGUAUCAGAGUUCGAUAAUGAAGUAGUUAGAAAUUAAUUAUUGAAAGUAAUGCAGUUACAAAUGUUUCAUAUGUUUAGGAUGUUAUACCCCAGUACCCUUUCAUUCCAUUAACCACCUUGAUAUAUGUAUUUUCCAAGCAGAUGGAGCAGGAAUGUACAUUUUGUAAAGUAUUAAUUUUGUACAGAGAAAAAUGAAUUCUUGAAAUAAAAUUCAUAACAA